AUGGCGGCCGCGCUGCGCUCCGGGGCCUCCUGCCCCAUCUGCCGCGAGCUCUUCCAAGACCCCGUCUCCAUCCCUUGCGGCCACAGCUUCUGCCGCGGCUGCAUCUCCCGCUGCUGGGAAUGGGCCCCGGGCGGCUUCGCGUGCCCGCGGUGCCGCCGCGCCGCGCCGGAGCGCAGCCUCCGGCCCAACCGGCAGCUGCGGCGCGUGCUGGAGGCGGCCAAGAGGCUGAGCGCGGAGGCCGCCCGCGCGGAGGCCGAGGCUCCGGGCGGCUGCCCGAGGCACCGGGAGCCGCUGCGGGCGUUCUGCCGGGAGGACGCGGCGCUGCUGUGCGCCGUGUGCCGCGAGUCGCGGGCGCACCGCGCGCACGCCGUGCUGCCCGUGCGCGAGGCCGCCGAGGAGUACAAGGGACACGUCCAGGCCCGCGUGCAGGCCCUGAAGGAAGAACGGGACCAACUGCUGGCCCUGCGAGAGGCUGAAAUGGGGAGGAACUGGGAAUAUCUGGAGAAGACCGAAGCCGAGCGGCAUCAAAUCCUGUCGGAAUUCGAGCAGCUGCGGCUCUUCCUGGAGGAGCAGGCGCGUUGUCUCCUGGCCCAGCUGGGACGGCUCGACAGAGACAUUGAGAAAACGCAUGAAGAGAAGGUCACCAGCCUCACCGAGGAGAUCUCGCGCCUGGACACCGUGAUCCAGGAGAUGGAGGAGAAAUGCCGGCAACCAGCAAGAGAGUUUCUGCAGGACAUCAGAGGCACCUUGAGCAGGGGUGAGGAGGGGAGUUUCCAGCGGCCCCCGUUGGCCCUUCCGGAGCUGGAGGAGAAGAUCGGCCGCUUCAGGGACAAGACCCUUGCUCUGAAGGAGACGUUGAGGAGCUUCCAAGACAUCCUGAUGUUCGAGCUGCCUGAAAAGACCAAGGUGAGCCUGGACCCCGGCACGGCUCAUCCGCAGCUCGCCGUGUCGGCCGACGGGAGCAGCGUGAGAUGGGAAGAAGCCCAUGGAGAUGGGGAUGGGGAUGGGGACCCCGAUCCCUGCGUGCUGGGCCGCGACGGGAUCCUCUCGGGCUGGCGCUGCUGGGACGUGGAGGUGGCACCCCACGGCUCCUGGGCCCUGGGGGUGGCCACGGGGCCCGCGCCGAGCGGGGACGGGAGCCCCGGCGUCCAGCUCUGGUCCAUGGGGCUCUGCCAGGGCCAGUUCUGGGCGCUCACGUCCCUGGAGCGCACGGCGCUCUCCCGCGAGCGCGUCCCUCGGCGCGUCCGGGUCUCCCUGGACUACGAGCAGGGCCGGGUGGCCUUCUUCGACGCCCACACGAGGUCCCUCAUCUUCGCUUUCCCGGCCGCCUCUUUCCACGGGGAGAGCGUCCACCCCUGGUUCCUGGUGUGGGGCGAGGGCUCCCAGAUAACGUUGUGCCCCUGA
Messenger RNA from Nothoprocta perdicaria, 1404 nucleotides. RefSeq names its product zinc finger protein RFP-like. Gene Ontology annotation, molecular function: zinc ion binding; protein binding. The record is from RefSeq and is a predicted model, not a curated record. The transcript has 7 exons. Bases 1 to 1404 code for a protein of 467 amino acids. Lineage: Eukaryota; Metazoa; Chordata; Aves; Tinamiformes; Tinamidae.